Messenger RNA from Tupaia belangeri chinensis (Chinese tree shrew), 1015 nucleotides. RefSeq names its product olfactory receptor 5T2. The record is from RefSeq and is a predicted model, not a curated record. The coding region runs from base 65 to 1015 and encodes 316 amino acids. The transcript has a single exon. Gene Ontology annotation, cellular component: membrane. Gene Ontology annotation, biological process: G protein-coupled receptor signaling pathway. Gene Ontology annotation, molecular function: olfactory receptor activity; G protein-coupled receptor activity. Lineage: Eukaryota; Metazoa; Chordata; Mammalia; Scandentia; Tupaiidae.
UCUUCUUGUAGUAACAUCUACUGUAAUUUUAUUAAAUUCUUCAAGAUUUUUCUGAGAUUUGAACAUGAAGAACACCACUGAAGUUACCAUGUUUAUACUGAAGGGCUUCACAGAUGACCUUGAACUGCAGAAGAUUCUCUUCUUCCUGUUCUUAACAAUCUACCUCUUUACCCUCGUGGGGAAUGUAGGACUGGUUGUAUUGGUCAUUGGGGAUUCCAGGCUCCACAAUCCCAUGUACUACUUUCUGAGUGUGCUGUCUUCUGUGGAUGCCUGCUAUUCUUCAGUUAUUACUCCCAACAUGUUAGUAGAUCUUAUGUCAGAGACCAAAGUAAUUUCAUUCCAUGGCUGUGCAGCACAGAUGUUUCUCGCCGUAACUUUUGGGACCACGGAAUGCUUUCUCUUGGCUGCCAUGGCCUAUGACCGCUAUGUGGCGAUCUACAACCCUCUCCUGUACUCAGUGAGCAUGACACCCAGGGUCUAUGUGCCGCUCAUCAUUGCUUCCUACGUUGCAGGCAUUUUACAUGCUACUAUACACACAGGGGCCACCUUCAGCCUGUCUUUCUGCGCAUCUAAUGAAAUCAGACAUUUCUUUUGUGACAUCCCUCCUCUCCUUGCUAUCUCCUGUUCUGACACUCACAUAAACCAGCUUCUACUCUUCUACUUUGCUGGUUCUAUUGAGAUUGUCACUAUCCUGAUUGUCCUGAUCUCCUAUGGUUUCAUUCUGUUGGCCAUUCUAAGGAUGCGCUCUGCUGAAGGGAGGCGAAAAGUCUUCUCUACCUGUGGUUCUCACCUAACUGGGGUGUCCAUUUUUCAUGGGACUGUGCUCUUUAUGUAUGCGAGACCAAGUUCUAGCUACACUUUGGAGCAUGACAUGAUAUUGUCAAUAUUUUACACCAUUGUGAUUCCCAUGCUGAAUCCUAUUAUCUACAGUUUAAGGAACAGAGAUGUAAAAGAGGCAAUGCGAAAAAUGCUUGGGAAAUUUUGGUUUAUCAAUAAAAUGUACUUUUCACUCUGA